AUGAAACCGGGAAUCCAAGCCAUCCGGAACCCCAAGCACCCAUCUGGACAAUACAUUCUGGUCGAGGCGGUACGAGCACUCGAUGAGCUUCGGAGGCAGGGGUGGCAAGUACAGUUCCGAUGGAUUCCAGCACAUGUCGGAGUGCCAGGUAACGAGGCAGCCGAACAAGCAGCGAAAGAGGCCGCUGGAACCAAUCAAAGCACGGGAGCGAACACUGAGCGGCCGCCAGAAGCAGACUCUCUGCAAACACUCACGGCAACUACCAAGUCCACCAUCCGUCGAGCGAUGAGAGGCGAGUGGGACACGGCCUGGGAGAAUGCCAAGCACGGUAGAGAGCUCUUUAAGCUCGGGAUACGCACGGGCAAGAUCGGCCUACGUGUGUACCUCCACACCAUCAACAAGGCCGACUCCGACCAAUGCGAAUGGGGCCACGGGCCGCAAACCGUACGGCACGUCCUGCUCGAGUGCCGAAACUGGGCGGACGAACGACAUCGAAUGUGGGCAGGCAAGGCUCCAUGCAUCGACGUCAAGCGCAUUCUCUGUAGCCCGUCAAUGGCAGAACAAGCAGCAAAGAUGAUCCUGAGGACUGGACUUCUCGGACAAUUCCGGGCAGUGCUAUCCACGGUACUUCAAUACACAUAG
Messenger RNA from Penicillium daleae, 642 nucleotides. RefSeq lists its product as uncharacterized. The coding region runs from base 1 to 642 and encodes 213 amino acids. The record is from RefSeq and is a predicted model, not a curated record. Gene Ontology annotation, molecular function: RNA-DNA hybrid ribonuclease activity; nucleic acid binding. Lineage: Eukaryota; Fungi; Ascomycota; Eurotiomycetes; Eurotiales; Aspergillaceae. The transcript has 3 exons.